AAAGGCGUCGGCCAUUUUGUUUUCCAUCAGCGUCGCUUUGAAGACGCGCUUCUUCGUACCCCGCCGCCUCGCCUUGUCACGAAUAAGUUUUCUUUUUUUUUUCACGCAAAAUAGCAAGUAGCACUGUAUCUACGAAUCGAGUCUGUUUUCACUGAACGCCGCACUGCACUUUUUCAGAAGAUAUCAACCAGAUAGAGAGGUGUAUUUAAGGCAGGAUGUCCAACACAGCCAGGGCCACGGUUCCGUUUCGGUUCACGGAUGAACGUACCCUGGUAUUCGUAAUACUCUAUGGCCGGGAACCGUGUCUUUGGAACAAGAAACAGUAUUUGCAGCGAGCUCGAAACGCCGCCUAUCGUCGCAUACAGACGGGGAUCAAUUCCGUUACUGAGCCCCACGAAGCUCACCUUACAGUUCAGGGCGUUAAGAUGAAGAUUAAGAACUUGCGAAGUGCUUAUCACCAGGAGCUUAAGAAGAUCAGAUUGAAUCCCGAAUACCAGCCGAAAACCCCAUGGUUCGGGCCACUUCACGAGUUCCUCGGCGAAUUCAUUGAUACGAACGAAUUGUCAUCGCCCGAUACACCUCCGCUGAAGCGUUUGCAGAUCCGCCUAACCAGGGUAAAGCCCAUUAAGAUCCAUCCUGAGGUCAAGCUCGAAUCCGAGGAGGUCGUGUGCCCGGAGACACGAUCGGAACCCUCGACCACAUUCACUGUUCUCCCAAUGCCGAUGGCCAUGAGUGUGGAUAACCCACCCACUCCUCCUGAUUCUUUGUCAAAGAUUUUGGAAACUAACUGGGUUCCACCUCCGGUUUCUGUCCAGAUAACGGAACCUAUUCCAGCUGGAUGUUCCGCCUCGGAAAAGGGCGAGGUUUUGGGAAGCACACAGGGAUCUGUGACUGGAACGGGACUGGGACUCGGAGUGGGAAUGCGCGGCGAGGACGAGUUCACCUUCUUCGGAUUAAGUGUAGCUGCCCAGCUCCGUAAUAUGCCACUGGCCAAUGCCAUGGUCAUGCAGUCGAAGAUCCAGUACAUGCUGGCCGUGGAAAGACGUAAGAUCUCGGGUCAUUCCACAGACGUGAACAUUUUUAAAUAGAAAUCUAUAAUUAAAUGAGAUCCGACGGUGUCAUAGAGCAGAGAUGCCCAAAACCCUAUCACAGGGGUCCAGAAAUUUGUCUUUAAGAUUAGUUAGAUAAUGUGAUCUAACACAGGAUCUCUGUGUUUUAUUAUGAUAUAUAAUUUCCUUAAUUAUAAGGUUUAAAAAGAACAGAAGUUGAUUUUCUGAACAUAUCCGUUGUAAAAACCCCUUAUCCUCGUAACAAUAUGUAUAUCUGUUAAAUUAUAAAUAUCUAAAUAACCUUUUCUUUAAGAAUUACUGUAUAAAAAUACAAUA
Messenger RNA from Drosophila bipectinata, 1385 nucleotides. RefSeq lists its product as uncharacterized. The record is from RefSeq and is a predicted model, not a curated record. Lineage: Eukaryota; Metazoa; Arthropoda; Insecta; Diptera; Drosophilidae.